AUUUCAUACGUCAUUGAACUGACAAAGAUAUAUCAUAAACAAAUAUUGUGUACCGCGAUUGCACCAAAACACUGAUAUUCAAUUUAAAACCACAAAUAUUUGAUAACUGCGAUGGCACUGAAGCCGACAACUUGCAAGGAAGCUAUCGCGCGGUGGGAGAAGGAGAAAGGGGAGAAUUCUGCUGAAGCCACAGUCGUGGAGCUGCAGUUCCAAUGGCCUCCGAUUGAAAAGAUGGACGGCGCCUUAUCCACCUUGGUUGCAUGCGAGAAACUUAGUCUUUCAACAAACAUGAUCGACAAGAUAGCUGGAAUAGCAGGAAUGCGGAGUCUUAAGAUUUUGUCUCUGGGUAGAAAUUACAUAAAGUCGUUGGCUGGCAUAGAAACGGUAGCUGAAACCCUGGAAGAGUUAUGGAUCAGCUACAACCCCAUAGACAAGUUGAAAGGCAUCGGGGCAAUGAAAAACCUUCGAGUGCUCUACAUGUCUAACAACUUGAUCAAAGAAUGGGUGGAAUUCAACAGACUACAGGAAUGUCCAUCUUUGAGGGAUCUAGUGUUUAUCGGAAAUCCUCUGUUUGAUAACCAACCUGACGUGGACACUUGGCGCAACCAAGCCUGCAACCGCUUGCAGCAAAUAACCAAGCUCGAUGGGAUUCCAAUCAUUAGAGAAUAAUCAUAUCUACUUACGG
Plodia interpunctella (Indianmeal moth) is the source of this 685-nucleotide messenger RNA. Its product is annotated as dynein axonemal light chain 1-like. Lineage: Eukaryota; Metazoa; Arthropoda; Insecta; Lepidoptera; Pyralidae. Gene Ontology annotation, molecular function: dynein heavy chain binding; alpha-tubulin binding. Gene Ontology annotation, cellular component: cytoplasm. The coding region runs from base 112 to 669 and encodes 185 amino acids. The record is from RefSeq and is a predicted model, not a curated record. Gene Ontology annotation, biological process: outer dynein arm assembly. The transcript has 4 exons.